Messenger RNA from Acanthamoeba castellanii str. Neff, 582 nucleotides. RefSeq names its product rasrelated C3 botulinum toxin substrate 2, putative. Gene Ontology annotation, molecular function: GTP binding; protein kinase binding; GTPase activity. Gene Ontology annotation, cellular component: cytoplasmic vesicle; cell projection; cytoskeleton. Gene Ontology annotation, biological process: regulation of actin cytoskeleton organization; regulation of cell shape; cortical cytoskeleton organization. The record is from RefSeq and is a predicted model, not a curated record. Bases 1 to 582 code for a protein of 193 amino acids. The transcript has 6 exons. Lineage: Eukaryota; Discosea; Longamoebia; Acanthamoebidae.
AUGACAGAAGACCAACCAGUCAAAUGUGUGGUCGUCGGUGACGGCGCCGUGGGCAAGACCUGCAUGUUGAUCUCACACACCGAGAAGAAGUUCCCCAGAGAGUAUGUGCCUACGGUCUUUGAUAAUUACGAGACACACGUCACCGUGGAGGGCAAGGAGGUCAAGUUCUCCCUCUGGGACACGGCAGGCCAGGAGGCGUAUCAGCGGAUACGAACGCUGUCCUACCCGAAGACGGACAUCUUCCUCCUCUGCUUCUCCGUCGUCAGCCGCGACUCCUACGACAACGUCAAAGAAACCUGGCUGCCCGAGUUGAGGCAUCACUGCCCGUCGGUGCCGAUCAUCCUGGUAGGCACCAAGAUCGAUCUCAGGGAAGACGAACAAACGGGCGAGAAGCACCCAACACCCGGCAAAAGCUGGCCAAUCGAGAUCAAGGCGGUGAAGUACCUGGAGUGCUCGGCCCUCUCGAGGAAGGGCCUCAAGACCGUGUUCGACUUUGCCCUGACCUACGUGCUGAGCGCCGACAUGAGGGAGGCCCAUGCCCAGAUCCAGGCCCCCAAGAAGAAGUCCUGCUCCCUCUUCUAA